Amphibalanus amphitrite is the source of this 4339-nucleotide messenger RNA. Its product is annotated as trithorax group protein osa-like. The transcript is spliced from 5 exons. Gene Ontology annotation, cellular component: RNA polymerase II transcription regulator complex. Gene Ontology annotation, molecular function: transcription coactivator activity. The coding region runs from base 677 to 3577 and encodes 966 amino acids. The record is from RefSeq and is a predicted model, not a curated record. Lineage: Eukaryota; Metazoa; Arthropoda; Thecostraca; Balanomorpha; Balanidae. Gene Ontology annotation, biological process: positive regulation of transcription by RNA polymerase II.
AUGCAAAUUCAAGAUGGCCGCGUGGACAACAAACUCCGCCGACGCGCCGUCAAAGGUGCCGCCCAUCUGUCAUCUGACGCGCUUCCAGACGGCGGCGGCGACCGCUCAAAGGACAUCUGAAGCCGCGACCGCCUUGGAAGUCACAUGUCCGUUGCUAGGAAACUGUGGAACUCAGAAGCCCCUCCCAGAGAGGGGUAAGGAUCGGUCAGUCGGCUUCCGAUCUAUACUGUGCAGUUAUCGUCUGAAGUGCGAAGUGGCGUGUCGGGUGUUUUGCUACAGAAUCAGUGUAAGUGAGAAUUAUCAUCAGCACGCAUCGUGAGAGCGACGGUCGAAGUUAGAUAUGGAGUGGAACAGCAAACUACCGAUUACCGUGUCGUGAGCGACUGGCAGCUUGGCCAGCCAAAAUGUGCCGUCAGUCCCGUCGCUCGAGAUCGGACGAACUUCUGACUCUGAGGAUGGAACUAAGGAGCUCUGACCAGCGAGGAACACGCCCAGGCAAUUGGCGGCUGAAAAAUGGGUAGAAAGCUGCGCGCGAAACGGACAACAAUUUAUUAGACGCUGCUAGCCAUCGACAGCACAACAAAUAACAGAAUUUCGGGAGUUGGGCUGGUGACCUGAGCUCGACCGGACGCCGCUGCCAGUACGCCGGAGACUGACAUCACCCGACACCGCAAUCAUGGCCGCCUGUAGGGUUGCGGCGCUUCUUCUGCUGGCGGUGCCGCUGGCACUGGCCGACUACCCCGCCGCCAAGGGACACUCCAGCUACGGAAAGGGAGGCGGAGGUCCCAAGUACAAGAUCGAGCCGGCUGGCCCGUCGGAGGAGUUCAAGUGGGCGGGACCCGGAUACCACGUUCCUGGCUACGUGCCCCGACCGCCGCACCUGCCCAAGUUCGUGUGGAUGGGCCGGCCCAUGUACAACGCCAUGUGGGUGCCCAAGGCGCCCACCCCAUCCGGUAAGGGCUACGGACCUCCCAAGCCCGCCAGCGGCUACGGCAGCAGUCACGGAGCUGUGACGAUUGUCGGAGGAAUCGGCGGCAAGGGCUCCUCCAAGGGUCACGGAGGCUCCUCCAAGGGCCACGGAGGCUCUUCGGGUGGCCACGGAGGAUCCUCCAGCCACGGAGGAGGUUCGGGAUACAGCGGCGGCUCGUCCGGAGGUCAUGGAGGAGGCUCCAAGGGCCACGUCUCGCAGCCGGCUGCCAGCUACGAUGCGCCGGUGACGAACAACGGGUACGGACCGCCCAAGCACCCCGUCUCUGGCGGACCGGUGCAGUCUUACGCGGCGCCUGUUCAGGUUGGAGGAGGGUACAGUGCCCCCGCUCCGCCGCAGGAGAGCUAUGGCGCACCUCAGGUUGAGGAAAGCUACGGCGCGCCGCAGGUUGAGGAGAGCUAUGGUGCCCCGCAAGUUGAGGAAAGCUACGGUGCGCCGCAGGUUGAGGAGAGCUAUGGUGCCCCGCAAGUUGAGGAAAGCUACGGUGCUCCGCAGGUCGAAGAGAGCUACGGAGCCCCGCAGGUUGAGGAAAGCUACGGUGCUCCGCAGGUUGAGGAAAGCUACGGUGCUCCGCAGGUUGAGGAGAGCUAUGGUGCCCCGCAGGUCGAGGAAAGCUAUGGUGCCCCUCAGGUUGAGGAAAGCUAUGGAGCUCCGCAGGUUGAGGAAAGCUACGGCGCUCCGCAGGUCGAGGAAAGCUACGGUGCUCCCGCCCAGCCUCAAGAAGAGUAUGGGGCUCCCGAAGUGAAGGAGGAAUACGGAGCCCCUGAGCCCGUGCAGCAAGGCUACGGAGCUCCCGCUCAGCAGGACUACAGCGCCCCUGCCCAGCAGGACUACAGCGCCCCCGCUCAGCAGGACUACAGCGCCCCUGCCCAGCAAGAUUACAGCGCCCCGGCUCAGCAGAGCUAUAGCGCUCCUGCUCAACCGAGCUACAGUGCCCCAGCCCAGCAAGAUUACAGCGCCCCUGCUCAGCAGAGCUACAAUGCCCCCGCUCAGCAAGACUACAGCGCCCCCGCUCAGCAGGACUACAGCGCUCCGGCUCAGCAGAGCUAUAACGCUCCCGCCCAGCAGGACUACAGCGCCCCCGCUCAGCAGACCUACAACGCCCCUGCCCAGCAAGAUUACAGCGCCCCGGCCCAGCAAGAUUACAGCGCCCCCGCUCAGCAGGACUACAGCGCCCCGGCUCAGCAAGAUUACAGUGCUCCUGCUCAGCAGGAGUACGGCGCCCCUGAGCCCGUCCAGCAGGGCUAUGGCGGUCCCGAGCCCCAGGGCUACGGCUCUGGCGGUGGCGCCCAGGUGGGCGGAUACGGCGCCCCGAAGCAGGCCUCUGUGAUCGACUACAGCUCUGCGCAGUACUAUCCGACGGCUCAGGUCGCCCCGCAGUCGUCUCCCGUCUCUAACGCGCCCAAGCUUGACCCGGCCGCCUACGGUGCCCCGAAGGCUGCCUCGAUUCUGGGUCAGUACAGCUCACCGGAGGGAGCCGUAGCGCCGUCGCAGAGCUACGAACAGCCAGCGCCGGCCGUCUCCUACCAGGAGCCGUCUCCUGGCUACGGAGAGCCGCGGCCCAACAGCAUCGUCGCUGGCGGUCAGCAGGGGUACGCCGCUCCGGCUGCGGAGCAGGGCUACUCGGCACCCGCCGCUCAGCAGGGAUACACCGCGCCCGAGGCGGACUCGAUCAUCACGCUUGAGUCGCUGCAGAAGCAGCAGGCCCAGAAUGGCGGUGGAUACGGUGCCGGCGGUGGCGGCGGCGACGUCUUUGUCAACAUCCAGAGCUCUUUCGCGUACGGCGGUGGCCAGGCUCCGUCUGCUUCGACCGGCUACGGAGCUCCGGAUCCUACUGACAUCGUGACUGGCCAGUACAAUCCGGCGGCCGUGCCGACGGCGCCGCAGGGCUACGGAGGCCCCAACCCUGGCAGUCUGGUGGGCCAGGCCUACGACGUGCAGUACCCGGAGGCUUCUGAGUACCGUGAAGAGGUGGUGCGACCCAACGAGCUGGCCGAGGAUGGCGUUGACAUCGUCGACAUCGUCGAGGUCGUCGAGGACCCGCUGGCGGUUGGUGAAGAAGUCGAGGUUGUUGACGAGGAGGGCGACAGCGAUGUGUUCUUCGUGUACUACCCUGGCGAAGACGACGAGACGACACCCGAGGAGGCCCCUGUCGAGGAGGAAGUCACCAUCGAGGAGAUCCCCGUCGAAGAGGUACCGGUUGAGGAAGAGGAAGUUCCCGUCACGGAAGCCCCCGUCACCACCACCACCGAGGUCACCACCACACCGGAGCCGACACGCGCCACGAGGAGGCCGUUCUUCAACCUGCCAACGCGCCGUCCGUUCCUGAGCUCGUUCUACAGCCGCCAGCGCGGCCGAACCACCACCACCGAGGCGCCGGAGGUCGUCGAAGAGGAGACUGUCACCGAAGCGCCUGUCGCCGAGGAGCCGCAAGCUGAGGCCUCCACGACGACGACCACCACCCCCAAGCCUCGCUCCCGGCUGGAUGAGGUGCGCAACAGGAGGCGACGACCGGUGCCUUUCGGAGCCCGUCUGAGGCCAAAGUUCUACAAGGCCCUCGGAGAGGCCACGGAAGAGAAGGAAGAGUGAAGUGCGACGCGUGGAGGUGAUAGGCGUGAGAAGAUUCCAGGGAGGAUGUGUCAGAGAAACUGAGGGCGUUACAAAGUGAAGCGCGUGCGAGACAGAGAGAGAGUGGAGUUGUGGGUCAUGCUUGGGCGGUAAUGCUAGACCAUGGCUGCAUUGGCCACCACUAACCGUUGUUACUUAGGCUAUGCCAGUGCGCGCGUCGGGAGCGUAUUUAUUUGAACCGGUACUGGGCGCUGUUCCUGAGAGGGUUGUCGAAGGCCUUGUGCCAGUAGCGAAGACGGCGAACCGCGAUUGCUCAUGGGGUCCACUAUGGGGGCCCGUCAUCGGCUCAACGUACUGUUAUUGUUGUUUGUGCUUAUCACAUAGGGCGAGAAGGCGCAUGGCUGCAGGUGCUUCGAGAACAUGUGGUUGUGUGAAUGUGUGUGUCAGUGUCGAAUGACUCAAAGUGUGCUUUGCGAUCACCUCGAGUCAAGUUUCGUACGACAAAGCUGACUCAUUUCCGAACGUCGUGUAAACUUCGAAAUGAUAGCUAGUGCGAUCCAAACGGAGUUGUUCUAAAGCUUUCACAGAAUGCUCAUUUGACCGGUGCGUUUCGAUGACGCCGAUGUUCGUAGAUUUGUCGGUUCUGUCGUAUGAAGCGGGCCCGCCGCGCUGUUGUUUUUAUGAAGCUGUACCUUGCGAGUGGUUUUCGCUGUCUACUCGAGUGCUCUGCCCCCUCGUGAGGCGAGUGCCUACCCCAUCACGAAAAUAAAGUCAUCGAAUAAA